UCCCAUAGGCUCGUACGCCAUGAUGCCCGACACACCUCAGUCGUGCACCUUUCCUGACGUCCCGGGAGCCAAGAAGCACGUCCUAGGGCAGAGAACCGUGGCCUGGACGUGCGAAAAAGCCAAUGCCACUUGGAGCACGAGUGAACUAGUGCUGCUGAGGACCUGUGAGGAUAACUUGUCAGCUCUUCCAUCUUGCGUCCCCGUUUCGCCGACAUCUGAAGGAAUCAAACCAUGCACCGACGCCCCUCCUGUACCCACUAACGCUGUGCUAAAAUACCAGUUUGGGCACAACGGCUCCUACGGCAGGUACUACGAAUGCAAGGAGAAAUCAGGCUGGAUGUUUGGCAUGGCGGGGCGACUGACACAGUGCCUGACGGGGAAGUGGACGCCUAUUCAUGACAUGUGCGACGAAGAUUGCAAAGUGCCUCAAAACUGCAACCAGCUGUUCGAACUCGGCUUCGUAGAGUCCGGCACGUACAGGAUCGUUCCCACAGGCAUUGAGGGAGACCCCGUCACACCGGUCUGGUGCGACUUCGGUGGCUCGGCUUCGAAGCUCCACGACGCUCCCUCAGCGAACAGCGUGGUCAAGGAUCCCUCUGUCUCAGCUGCUUAACUGUUGUCCACAAACUUCAGGAUACCGCAGGCUCGGACAGCGGUUCUCUGUGACAUGUCGAGACGCCUGCCUCUUUCGCCUCGUCGCCUGCCUCGACAUGAAGAUCCGUUUUCUCCUCUGUUUGCUCUUAGACUCCGUCACUGUUGCUGAAUUUGGCUGAAAGUGAUGAUAAAUCUCAACUGACUCGGGUCUUCCUGUCAAAAGCUGUAAUGAAACUUCCUACCGAAUCAAGAGCGUAAGAACUAGGGUAUGUGCCCUACCCCCUACCCUGAUCUCGAGAUUCCACCUUCAACGGAAAAAAAUCUGAAAUUUAAGGUCGUCAGCGUCGGGCAAUAAACAUGCCUAAAGGGAUCUUCUCACCCUCAUUUUUGAACAAUAUUAUCACACCGAUUCGCAAAGGCACAAAAGCACGAUGCGUCACGCUACUAGUAUGAUUUUAUCGAUGUUUUGAGGCAACGCAAACGUAUUGAGCAAAUUCAUGUUUUUUUCGAAAUGUGAGGUCUUAACAUGCCUAUUCAUCGAGAGCGUAAACAUUACCUGGGAUAUCUGGAAUGCAUUUGAAAUAAUCAAUCAAUCUGCAAUGCAUGAAGCAUAACGGAACAUUCGAAAGCACUUUUAUCUCCUAUAUAGUUAUUGGCGGGAUUCACGUAGGCUAACGCAAUAAAAAAAAGAAGAAAAAAAUAAAGUGAUAAUAAAGCCCCUGUUUUUCUCUGAAGCCUUGCAUUUUUUCUUCUUCCUGAAAAUUUAUUAAAAUUUUGCAUAUUGGUUCUUUACCACAAUAUUCAUUUUCAAUAACCAUUUGAUAUGAUACAUCUUUCUUUUGCUCUUCCUAAAAGUCAUUUACACAGACACACCUCAGGCACUGCGACUGCCACCCACUGCAUAUACGUAAGUUAUAGGUGAAGUCAAGGUAUCUUUAAGGGAGGUAGCGUUAUCCCCAUUGGGAUCUGUGGUAACACAAAACAAAAUGUGAU
Messenger RNA from Penaeus monodon (black tiger shrimp), 1587 nucleotides. RefSeq lists its product as uncharacterized. The transcript has 5 exons. Lineage: Eukaryota; Metazoa; Arthropoda; Malacostraca; Decapoda; Penaeidae. The record is from RefSeq and is a predicted model, not a curated record. The coding region runs from base 20 to 613 and encodes 197 amino acids.